Messenger RNA from Micropterus salmoides (largemouth bass), 2126 nucleotides. It is a transcript of the gene chek2, whose product is annotated as checkpoint kinase 2. Gene Ontology annotation, molecular function: protein serine/threonine kinase activity; ATP binding; protein binding. NCBI's taxonomy places the organism in Eukaryota, Metazoa, Chordata, Actinopteri, Centrarchiformes, Centrarchidae. Bases 308 to 2023 code for a protein of 571 amino acids. The record is from RefSeq and is a predicted model, not a curated record. Gene Ontology annotation, cellular component: nucleus; cytoplasm. The transcript is spliced from 14 exons. Gene Ontology annotation, biological process: protein phosphorylation; mitotic DNA damage checkpoint signaling.
GAUUGGCAGCUGGUGGGCGGGGUUAGCGACCCGGCACGGUGCCGGACUGGUUCUGGUCCCGGGUCAGAGUUCGGCUGCAGCUCCGACACCACAGUAAACUAGUAGAGGAAAAAAAAAAAUCUCAGCACACAACGAACUCCAUUAAAAAAACAUCUAAUUUAACGUUGCCUCGCCUGCCUGCAAAGCUUCACAGCGUCGGAUGUGAAUGAAGACAGAUGUUCUGAUUAUGAGUUCCCUCUGGAAGAUUUAUUGAUUAUUUUAUGUUGAGUUUGUGCCGAAUAGAAGAGAAACCCAUAAGAGCUGCAGGAUGUCUGAAGAGGUUCCACAUGAGGGGGAGCAGCCCCAGUCCGAGUCCACCCAGUCCCCGUCCCAGGCCCAGUUCACCCAGUCCACCCAGUCCCCGUCCCAGGCCCAGUCCACCCAGUCCACCCAGUCCCCGUCCCAGUCUAAGUCCCAGUCCCAGCCUGGUUCCAGUUCUUCCAGUGCGCCGACCUCUGCCAGCCAGUCUUCCAGCGGCUCAGGGACGCUGAGCAGCGUGGACACCAUCCCCGUCACCCUGCCGUCCGUCCCCGAGGAGCCCGAACCACAACCCUGGGGCCGCCUGCUGCCCAUGGCCCGAGGCUUCAGGAGCCAUGACUGCUUGGAGGACCAGUACCUGUUUGGGCGGGACUCCAAGUGUAACUAUGUUCUGGACGAUCCGGAUGACCGAGGAUCCAAAAGGUUUAGAAUCUACAGCAAGAAACACUUCAGGAUCUACAGAGAGGGCAGCGAGGUGUUCGUGGAGGACUACAGUAACAACGGGACGUUUGUGGACGGGAACCUGAUCGGUAAAGACCGGAAGCUUCCUCUGGUCAACAACGCCGUGCUCGCCCUGUCUGAACCACGAAACAAAGUUUUUGUUUACAUAGACCUCAUGUCCGACGACCAGUCCAGCUUACCCAAAGAGCUUCGGGACAAAUACCUUCUGACAAGACGCAUCGGCACAGGAGUGUGCGGGGAAGUCAAACUGGCGUUCGAGCGUAACACCUGCAGGAAGUUCGCUGUGAAAAUAAUUCAGAAGAAGAACUUUCAGUCUGAAGGGACAGCGACACGGAACGCGAAGACAGAGAUCGAGAUUCUGCAGAGGGUCGACCAUCCUUGCCUGAUAAAGACGGAGGACUUCUAUCAGACGGAGGACAGUUACUACAUCGUGUUGGAGCUGAUGGAAGGGGGAGAGUUAUUCCAAAGAGUGAAGUCUCAGCAGCAGCUCGACGAGUCCGUCGCCAAACUCUACUUCUACCAGAUGCUGAGAGCCGUCCAGUACCUCCACAGUAACGGGAUCAUCCACAGAGACCUGAAACCAGAGAACAUCCUGCUGGCCUCACAGGACAGCGUCUGUCUCAUCAAGGUGACGGACUUUAACCAGUCCAGGAUCUUGGAGGAGGCCAUGUUGAUGAGGACUCUCUGUGGGACUCCUUCUUACUUGGCUCCUGAAGUCUUCACUAACGCCUCCACCACAGGAUAUGGCCUCGCCGUGGACGCCUGGAGCCUCGGAGUCCUGCUCUUCGUCUGUCUGGGCGGUUAUCCUCCCUUUCAUGAGAACUUUGGUCAUCAGUCCAUCACCGAACAGAUCAUUCGUGGCGAGUUCACCAUGGUUCCUUCCAAGUGGAGACACAUCUCUGACCAAGCCAAGGACAUGGUGAGGAAGCUGCUUGUUGUUGAUCCCAGUAAGAGGAUGACUAUAGAGGAGGCUCUGCAGCACCCCUGGUUACAGGAUCAAGAGAUGUUGGAGAAGGCGCAAAGACUCAUGUACCCUCCUGCUGAUGUGCCUGAUGCUCCUGCUGAUGCACAUGCUGCUCCUCCUCCUGCACCUCCUGCUGAUGCACCCGCUGAUGCUCCUGCUGCUCCUCCUGCUGAUGCUCCACCCCAGCCGGAGGCGGCGUCAACUUCAGGAGGCCCCCGGAGGAAACGAAGACGAGAUGGAGACAAAGAGGAGGAACAUCCUGCCAAACGGAGCCAAGCCCCGCCCCGUGCCCCACUGUAAAGGACCAAUCAGACUCAGCCAUCCUCAGGUCAUGUGCCUCAGCUACUUGUUCACUACUGGUACUGUAAAUAAUGUUUUCUAAUAAAGUUUUUUGUAUAUUUUC